GAAAAAUUACAUCGAAAAGUGGCAUAUCUUUAAAGGGUGGAAGCGCGGGUGUAAGGUUUGUGACGAAUGCAAUCAUCAUUCACACCUAUAUUGCAAAACAUGCAAAAAGGUGGCGGAUGGAAUAUAUAAGCGAUGUGAAUGUGAUAACGAUACUCCGUCAUAUACGCCAUCAAAGAUCCCACCGACUUGCGCAAGAACGUGAAGAGGAUUUUAGAGGUUAUAGUGGGUUUGUUAAAAGAUAG
This is a messenger RNA of Cetraspora pellucida, 242 nucleotides long. Lineage: Eukaryota; Fungi; Glomeromycota; Glomeromycetes; Diversisporales; Gigasporaceae. The record is from the annotation of a GenBank genome assembly.